This is a messenger RNA of Centrocercus urophasianus (Greater sage-grouse), 4108 nucleotides long. RefSeq names its product ubiquitin specific peptidase 1 (gene USP1). NCBI's taxonomy places the organism in Eukaryota, Metazoa, Chordata, Aves, Galliformes, Phasianidae. The transcript is spliced from 8 exons. Gene Ontology annotation, molecular function: cysteine-type deubiquitinase activity; cysteine-type endopeptidase activity. The coding region runs from base 6 to 2390 and encodes 794 amino acids. The record is from RefSeq and is a predicted model, not a curated record. Gene Ontology annotation, cellular component: cytosol; nucleus. Gene Ontology annotation, biological process: regulation of DNA repair; protein deubiquitination.
CGGAGAUGCCGGGGGUGCUCCCGAGCGACGGCAGCGCGCCGCCGCGGGGCAGCCCGUCCAGGAAGAACCGGCUAUCGCUGAAGCUUUUCCAGAAGAAAGAGGCGAAGAGAGCGCUGGAUUUCACCGAGCCGCCGGAGAAUGAGCCGAAGGGCGCGGAGCUCCGCGGCGCAGAGAUUGACCAGGUUGUUCCUGCAGCACAGCCUCCCUCACUUGUCAGCUGUGAGAAGAAGGACAACAUGUUGCCCUUUGUGGGCUUGAAUAAUCUUGGCAACACCUGUUACCUUAACAGCAUUCUUCAGGUAUUAUAUUUUUGUCCUGGUUUUAAAACGGGAGUCAAACAUUUAUAUAAUAUCAUUUCAAAGAAGAAAGAAUCGUUGAAGGAUGAAGGAGAGCUAAAAGCAGAAAAGGGAAAUUGUAAAGAAGAUCCACUGGCAAGUUAUGAACUGAUCUGCAGUUUGCACUCGUUGAUUCUUUCUGUUGAACAGCUUCAAGCCAGCUUUCUUUUAAACCCAGAGAAAUACACUGAUGAACUUGCUACUCAGCCACGAAGGCUGCUGAACACCCUUAGAGAGCUCAACCCUAUGUACGAAGGCUACUUGCAGCACGAUGCCCAGGAAGUUCUGCAGUGCAUCCUUGGUAAUAUUCAAGAAACGUGUCAGCUACUGAAGAAGGAAGAACUGAAUAAACUGCCCUUGGAAGAGCCCAAAGCUAAAGUGGAGGAAAAAAUCAAUCAAAAUUCCGAGAGCAAUGGAACUGGCCACUCUGCUGAGGAGGAGGAGAACACAGCAAGUAGCCACGGGGGAGAGGUGGCUGAAGAUAAGCUGCCCAAAGGAAAUGGGAAGAGAAAAAGCGAUGCUGAAGGUGGCAAUGCAAAGAAAAAGUCCAAAGUAUCGAAAGAACAAAUUGCAGCAGAAGAAAAUCAAAGACAAACCAGGUCAAAGAGGAAAGCAACGGGGGAAAAGCUAGAGAAUCAAAGUGAUGCCACUGCCAAGUGUUCCACUGAGAACGAGAGCGCAAAGCCAACACAGAAGAAGUCACGACUUAAAUUAAACUGGUUAAAAUCCUCGUGCAAACAGCCAAGUAUUCUGUCCAAAUUUUAUAGUCUGGGGAAGUUAACUACAAAUUUGGGAUCCAAAGACCCGGUGAAAGAGUACGAUGACUGUGAGCUUGAAGAGUCAUCUGCCAAGUGUGAAAAUGGUAACGAUGUUAAAGAAGGUGGUCACGAACCAACAUCUCCUGUGGAAAGCCAUAGUGAAAAAGGAACUGAAAAAGAACCAAAAAAGGAAGGUACAGAGUUGGCUGUUUUUGAACUAGUGGAGAAAUUGUUCCAGGGCCAGUUAGUACUGAGAACACGAUGCUUGGAGUGCGAGUGCUUUACUGAGAGAAGAGAGGACUUUCAGGACAUCAGUGUUCCGGUGCAAGAAGAUGAACUUUCUAAAAGUGAAGAAAGUUCUGAAAUUUCUCCAGAGCCAAAAACAGAAAUGAAGACUCUGAAGUGGGCAAUUUCACAGUUUGCAUCCGUGGAAAGGAUUGUGGGAGAGGACAAAUACUUCUGCGAGAACUGCCAUCAUUACACAGAAGCAGAGCGCAGCCUUUUAUUUGAUAAAAUGCCUGAAGUUAUAACAAUUCAUUUGAAGUGCUUUGCUGCUAGUGGCUUAGAGUUUGACUGCUACGGUGGACUGUCGAAGAUAAACACUCCCUUACUGACGCCGCUCAAACUGUCGCUGGAAGAAUGGAGCACGAAGCCAACCAAUGACACCUAUGGCUUAUUUGCAGUGGUGAUGCACAGUGGCAUUACAAUUAGCAGUGGACACUACACAGCUUCUGUCAAAAUCACAGAUCUCAACAGCCUCGAGUUAGACAAGGGAAACUUCAUCACCGCCCAAACGUGCGAAACGAUUAAACCAGAGCCACUGAAUGAGGAGGAAGCAAGAACUGUUGCUGAAGACUACGACAACGGUGAAGUCUCUUUUAGAGUCAAUGGCAAUGCGCAGCCAGGUAAAGUUCUGAACAAAAAGAACAUGGAAGCUGUCGGACUUCUUGGGGGACAGAAGAGCAAGUCUGACUGUGACCUGUACAACAGACCAGCAAACAGCGAGAAGGUUCUCAAUGUAGUUACUGAGAACAGAAAUCCCGAGUCCGCCCCUGCUAACGGAAGUGUGGAGUGCAGCACUGAGCACGGCCAUCAGAACGGGGUUGCUUUCAGUGGACUGGAAAACAAAGCUUUGUAUGUCCUGCAGAGCCUGAAAGAGUACGAGGGGAAAUGGUUGCUUUUCGAUGAUUCUGAAGUGAAAGUUACAGAGGAAAAGGACUUCCUGAAUUCUCUUUCUCCCACGUCAGCGUCUACAUCAACUCCUUACCUACUGUUUUAUAAGAAAAUUGUAGAGUGAUACUGUAUUUUGACUGUAAAUAUUAAGGACUCGCAUACACCUGGUGUCUGGUUUGCAUCAGAACUACUUGGAAGAAACAGAUGUUUGUCUUUGAAGCUACUGGAUCCUACAUUUCUGCUCUUUGCAUUGUGUAAGUGGCUCAACUUGAAUUCAUAAACCAUGACGUAGAACUUAACUCACCUAGUAACUUUUAUGCUGGAGAAUAGUGAUAUUACCUUUUAGAAAUACCAGUUUGUAUAGCUCCUAAAGGAUGCCUACAAUACACAGUAGUGGGGUUUUAACACAGCUCUAGUUCUCAGACAUGCCUUCUUGUAUUAUUAGCUUUUUUUUAAUAAAAGUUAUUUGUAUUCAUAUUCUGGACUAAAUGUAUAUUAACUAGCAAGUUUCAUCAGAAGUUGUGUAUUUUUGUAACUUGGGAAGUAAUACUUCAUAUAUAGUUCUUGAGUUAUCUAUGUGGUUUACUGACAAAAUGCUCCUUAGCCAAUUCUAAUACUGCUCUGUGCAUCUCCAAGCACAAGAAAAGAGUGUUCACGUUAAAAAAAGAGAACUGAACUUAACAGGAAUGUUUGAAUGGUCUAAUUUGCAUCUUGUUGCAUUGAUGUUAAAUGGGCAAAGUGUGUAAAUAGGUGUGAUUAAUAAUACUUCCAAACAGAGAGUGUGUAGUGUAAUUAAAAUACUUUUGUACUUCCUAAGAAGAAAGCCCUUUAAUAUGCAUAUCUGUUUGGGUGGAUUUGGAGUUUAGUGGUGAACAUAUAACAGUUAAUUUGUACUUAAAGCUCACUGGAAGGUGGGAAAGUGAAAACAUUUGGCUUGAUGCUUUGUUGAGAAUGUAUAUAUGAAAUAAAAGAAGAACAAUAUGGUCUGCAUUGGAGAUGAUUAGAUCAGACUUCUGUGUUGGGACAGGAAAGAGGGGACGUGGUUGGGCAUCAUUACCAAAAAAGGCUGGGAAAGUAUCUGUCUGAAUGAAAGAGAUGAUGAGGGAGUGCUUUAGAAAAGAGCAUGCCCUGCUGUUAUCUGGUUCUUGUAUAGCAUGCCCUGCUGGGAAGGGACCUGAUGACUAGAAGUAAGGCUUGGAGGCAAGGGGAAGAGAAGUAAGUUUACUGUGAAAAGAAAUGGCAUGUCUGACACAAGGUAGUAGAGAUGAAACAAUCCCAGGUCACAUAUUGCAUGCUACAAGGUUAAGCAGUAUCCUGUAAGUUGCAGAGAACUAAAAACUGUAUGGCAUGCAGUGUGCUGGUGUCACUGCUGCACUGUAUGGAAUGGCAUGAAGUGCUGCUGCAGGGACAGACAAGGGAGAUGCACAACGUGUGAGUAUGCCCUGGUUUUUAGGGUAUGUUUAAGCUUUUUCAAAUACAAGAUAACUAACUUACAAGGAAAGCCCUAGAACCCUGCACCUAGUUUAUUCUCCAGUGCCUUGUUCUUUGACAAUCUUUUAUUACACUGUAACAUAAACACUGAGAGAACUCAUGAAAGUCACAUUGGUGCAUCUGUUCUGAUAGACCUCUGCUUUUUGUACAGGUUUGAUUUAGAGUUAUGCAGCAAGGAAACUUGUGCUUCCAACAGAAAGCUGCAGUAAGGGCUGGACUCAACUCCUGCUGAACAGCUGUCUGGUAAUUACUGCAGAGAUGAAUUACAAAUGCCAUGAGACUCUGUAACCAUACCAAAUAAUUUCAUUGUCUAAAAUGAGUAUCCACAUUAAAGAGAAUAGCAAAAUAGAA